Messenger RNA from Hibiscus syriacus, 1562 nucleotides. RefSeq names its product protein DETOXIFICATION 24-like. NCBI's taxonomy places the organism in Eukaryota, Viridiplantae, Streptophyta, Magnoliopsida, Malvales, Malvaceae. Gene Ontology annotation, cellular component: membrane. Bases 6 to 1472 code for a protein of 488 amino acids. The transcript has 8 exons. Gene Ontology annotation, molecular function: antiporter activity; xenobiotic transmembrane transporter activity. The record is from RefSeq and is a predicted model, not a curated record. Gene Ontology annotation, biological process: xenobiotic detoxification by transmembrane export across the plasma membrane.
GCAACAUGGAUGAGAGGCUUCUCAAGUCACAAGAACCAAAGGAAAACAACAACAGUAACCUGAGAAACAGAGUUUGGGAGGAAUCAAAACAGCUAUGGAAGAUUGGGUUCCCUUCCAUUUUAGCUAGGGUUACAGCUUUUGGCAUGUUCGUAGUGACCCAAGCUUUCAUUGGGCACAUUAGUCAACUGGAGCUUGCAGCAUACGCCCUUAUACAAGUCAUUGCGGUUCGAUUUUCAAAUGGAAUUUUGUUGGGGAUGUCGAGUGCGACCGAGACGCUUUGCGGGCAAGCAUUCGGAGCGAAACAAUACCACAUGCUUGGUAUCUACUUACAAAGAUCGUGGAUCAUCAAUCUCCUCACCUCAGCUGUUCUGCUGCCGGUGUUUAUCUUCGCGUCGUCGAUCUUCGAAUUACUUGGAGAAAACGAAGAUAUCGCGUCUGCCGCCGGAUAUAUUUCUCUUUGGUUCAUCCCCAUACUCUACUCCUUUGUUUUCAACUUCACCAUCCAAAAGUACCUGCAAUGCCAGCUUAAGAACACGAUUGUCGGAUGGAUUUCCACCGCCUCGUUCAGCGUUCAUCUGUUGUUGUCGUGGAUUUUUGUGAGCAAAUUGAAUUGGGGCAUCCCUGGUGCCAUGAGUUCAAUGAUCAUAUCAACUUGGUUGGUGCUCAUUGGGGAGUUUAUUUAUGUAUUUGGUGGAUGGUGUCCCAACACAUGGAACGGGUUCACUUCUGCUGCGUUUCUCGAUCUAUUCGGCGUGCUUAAGCUCUCGAUAUCGUCCGGGGUGAUGCUUUGCUUAGAGUUAUGGUACUAUGCCGUUCUAGUUCUGUUGGCAGGGUACAUGAAAAAUGCUGCAGUUGCCAUAGAUGCCUUCUCCAUCUGCCUCAAUAUCAUAGCUUGGCAACUCAUGAUUUCCUUCGGCUUCCUAACCGCAACCAGCGUGCGCGUAUCGAACGAACUAGGGAGAGGAAAUGCCCAAGCUGCGAAAUUUUCAGUGAAAGUUAUAACAUGUACAUCGCUUUGCAUCGGAGUGUUCUUCUGGGCUCUGUGCUUAAUUUUUGGUCAUCAGAUAGGGUACUUGUUUACAAGGGAAGCGGAAGUGGCAAACUCGGUGGCAGACCUCUCCGUGUUACUUUCGAUCUCGGUUUUGCUCAACAGUGUUCAGCCGAUCCUCUCAGGGGUAGCAAUUGGAGCUGGUAGACAAAAAAUGGUAGCAUAUGUAAACAUAUGUUCCUACUAUGCGGUCGGUGUGCCUUUGGGAAUUCUUCUUGCUUAUGUAGCCAAAAUGGAAGCUAAGGGUUUAUGGAUUGGUAUGAUCAUUGGGGUUGCAACGCAGACAGUUGUUCUAGCUUACAUCACCUCAAGGACGGAUUGGGAAGAUCAGGUUAAUAAAGCAUCAGAGAGGCUAAACAAGUGGUCAUUGAGACCUUCAGAGACAUCAGAAGAAAAGCUUAUUGAUGAAAGUAUGAGUAUAUGAGAUAUCCAUUUAAUUAUAUAAGCUCAGUGACGAAACAUAUGUGGAUUUGUUCCAUGUAAUCUAAUAAACAUAUUGGGUUCCUUCUCUUAA